AUGUGCUCCUAUCUUUCUUUCUUCAAACAGAAUCAGUUUCAUAUCCAUCUAAACGACAAUCUCUUCAUCAAUUUCGAUCUUUAUACGAGAAAGCAGAUACAUGAACUGUACUCAGGCUUCAGGUUGAACUCAGCAAAUCCCGCACUUGCUGGUUUGGCAUCACCCGUCAACGAAUCGUAUACUCAUGCCCAAUUUGAUUGGUUACAACAGAAGUGUGCCUCUAGGGGUGUUACUAUAGUUCCUGAGAUUGACACUCCAGCGCACUCCCUGGCUAUCGCCAAGUGGAAACCCGAGAUUGCAUUGAUCAAUAAUCCCUCCAUGUUGAACAUCAGUCAUCCUGACACCAUUCCCACCCUGAAGACCAUUUGGAGGACGUUUCUUCCAUGGUUCAAGACAAAGGUUAUACAUCUUGGAGCUGAUGAGUACAACAUAACCAUGGUGUCUGAGUAUAAUAAGCUUGUUGAUGAGAUGUACGACUUCAUUUCAGGAUCCGAAAAACAGGCUCGAGUCUGGGGAACAUUUCCGCCCAGCAGAGGAGGUAAAUAUACCAAGGACAUCACUAUCCAGCACUGGGCACCCUAUGAGGACAAUGCCUACUUUGACUUCAUCAUGAAGGGGUACAAGGUUCUCAACUCGGACUUCAUGUUUUACAUCAGUUCCAAGUGGCAUGGAUAUUUCGGUCAAACAUUGAACAAAACCCUUAUCUUUAGCGGCGAUCCCAGCGGCGGACCCUUCGCCCCUCAUAUCUUUGACACAAAGAACGGGACGAACAAUGCACCGCGUGAUAGCCCGGGUGUCACGGGAUACAUCGCUGCGCAGUGGUCCGAUUAUGGUCCUUCAGCAUCAACCUAUCUGGAGGCGUACUACGCGUGGCGUAACGAACUACCAGCCUUGGCCGACAAGGUCUGGGGUGGAAAUCUUCUGGAAGCAGAGUAUGAUUCUGUUUUCGAAAAGUUGAUCCCCAUCAUCCCAGGUCAAAACCUUGAUAGGCGAGUUAAGUCUAACACCAGUCUCAUCCUCGACUAUCAUUUCAGUAAUGUACCCCCGGCCCGGCCAAACCUCGUGCGGGACACUUCUGGCAAUGGAUACGACGCCGUAAACUAUGGGUGUAAGAUCCACGGGUCUGAGGUUUACAUCUCAUCAGACUGUUAUCUGGAGACGCCGCUCAGCAGCAAGGGUCGAAACUACACACUUUCAUUUUGGGUCUACCCAGAAUCUACCAAACCUGGCGAACUGUUCUCCGGAUUAGACUCUUCUCUGCAUCUUGGAUAUGGAACCAACUCCAACGUUACCCUCCUCAGUGGUAAUAAUGACUACUCUCUCAACUAUUCGCUGCCCACUAAAGUCUGGACCCAUGUACAGUUGUCCGGGCGCGGAGGCUCAACUCUUCUCACGGUGUUCGAGAAGAAAGUUAAUAGGACGAUGGAAUUCUUAGUUGAGGUUAAACCCAACGGGGUAUCGGGGAGCAAUGGCGUCAUGUCGAUCUGGAGACCGAUUGCUAUCGAAGCGCCGCUGAGAAGGAUUGGUAAAGGCUUUAUAGGAAGAAUGAGGGAUAUCUCGCUCAGAGGGAGCAAAUGA
This is a messenger RNA of Fusarium oxysporum Fo47, 1578 nucleotides long. Its product is annotated as glycoside hydrolase superfamily. The transcript has a single exon. The record is from RefSeq and is a predicted model, not a curated record. Lineage: Eukaryota; Fungi; Ascomycota; Sordariomycetes; Hypocreales; Nectriaceae. The coding region runs from base 1 to 1578 and encodes 525 amino acids. Gene Ontology annotation, molecular function: beta-N-acetylhexosaminidase activity. Gene Ontology annotation, biological process: carbohydrate metabolic process.